Messenger RNA from Vigna unguiculata (cowpea), 2087 nucleotides. RefSeq names its product tubby-like F-box protein 5. Gene Ontology annotation, molecular function: protein binding. Lineage: Eukaryota; Viridiplantae; Streptophyta; Magnoliopsida; Fabales; Fabaceae. The record is from RefSeq and is a predicted model, not a curated record.
GAAUAAAAUAAAAGGAAAUAUUAGUCUGCCAAAGAAAUUUUCUAGAAAAAGUAGCAUAGUGAAAUCCUACUCAUUUAAUGGUAACUGAAAGAAGGAAUUUGUAUGGUGCAACUGCAAGAAGCAGUGAGUGAUGAAGAUGAAAAGUGGUUUCCAUUUAAUGGAAGUUGUAGGCUUGGUAGCAUUUACAUUUGCUUUGAGGUGUGGCACUGCAAAGAUCAAAACUUUUGUCUGUGUGGCUGUGAGGAAGUGAUGCUUUGCUUGAUGCUUGGAAAAACAAAACCAAAAGGCAUGAGGAUGUGAUGCUCAUUUUUCUAGUUUUAGUUUUUAUCCACAAGCUUUUGUUUUGUGACUUGUAAUAACUUUGUAACCUAUAAACCCACACAACCUCAACCUCCACCACCCCUCUCAUCUCUUACUCUUUUUUCUUUUGUUUUCUUUGUCCAAGACAUUGGCUUUGGAGUCCGAGGUACAGUCUUGGAAGGAUUCACCACAUUCCUCACCACCCUUUGUGUCCUCCAACUUCUCUGCAACAUUUCCUCGCUUUCUAGGCCCUUGUCUCACGUUCUGCACUUAUCAUAAUGCCAUUCAGAAGCAUACUGCGUGAGCUCAAGGAGAUUGGAGAGGGUAUCAGCAACAUGUAUAGAAGAGGGGGAGAGGGAAAACAUGUGCAUCGCCAUGGAAAAUCUCACAUUGCACCAGAAUGUUCUCUACCACCAUCCUCCUCUUCCUCCUCCUCCUCAUCUUCUUCUUCCUCUUCCUCUUCUUCAUCACAGAGUCGUUGGGCUAACUUACCACCAGAGUUGCUUUUAGACAUAAUUCAAAGGUUGGAAGCCAGUGAAACAUCAUGGCCUGCACGUAGAGCACUUGUGGCAUGUUCCUCAGUUUGUAGGCUGUGGAGAGAGAUAACAAAGGAUGUGGUGAAGACACCAGAACAGUGUGGUUUGCUCACUUUUCCUAUAUCACUGAAGCAGCCUGGUCCAAGAGACUCACCAAUCCAGUGUUUUAUUAGGAGAGAAAGAGUGUCUUCAACAUAUUGUUUAUAUCUCGGCCUGAGCCCUGCCCUUUCUGGUGAUAUGAGCAAACUGCUACUGGCAGCAAAGAAGAUUCGAAGGGCAACAUGUACAGAAUUUUUAAUAUCAUUGGUUGCAGAUGAUUUCUCUCGAACAAGCAACACUUACAUUGGAAAGUUGAGGUCUAAUUUUCUUGGCACCAAGUUCAUGAUCCUGGAUGGCGAGUCCCCACAUGAUUCUUCACUUCCAUUGAACUGCAAGUUGCAGCAAAGAGUCCAUCUGAAGCAGGUACUUCCCAAGGUUGCUGCUGCUGCUGCUAACUACAAAGUGGCCACAGUAUCUUAUGAACUCAAUGUCCUCCGAACAAGAGGACCAAGGCGAAUGCGGUGUACGAUGCACUUGAUUCCCAUAUCUGCAAUCCAAGAAGGAGGAAGUGCUCCAACUCCUUUGAAGUUUACAAAUUAUCUUAAUGAGCAUGUAUCUGUCACCACCCCCACCACCACCACCACCUCAGACUCAAAAGGAAGUAAGUCAGAAGUUGUUGAGUUUGACACAAAUGAGACUGAAAGUACUCAAGAAUCAAGCCAGAGGGCAAGGGAACCAUUGGUUUUGAAAAACAAGGCCCCGAGAUGGCAUGAACAACUGCAAUGCUGGUGCUUGAAUUUCAAGGGAAGGGUUACAGUGGCCUCUGUGAAGAACUUCCAGCUCGUGGCAGCUGCUGAACCAUGCCAAAAUGUUUCAGCUGCUGAACAUGAAAAAGUGAUUCUACAAUUUGGAAAAAUCGGGAAGGACAUAUUCACCAUGGAUUACCGAUACCCCCUCUCAGCUUUUCAAGCCUUUGCAAUAUGUUUGAGCAGCUUUGACACAAAACCAGCUUGUGAAUGAUUGAUAUCACGACUGGUGCCUACACCAUUGUUGUCGAUUGUGUCACUCUUCCUUGAUAUAAAAUGUACAUAUUUUCGUAAGGAAGGAGAGAAGAAGCUGGAUCAAACAAACAGCUCUCGUUCUAAUGAGUACUUUAAUUCUGCAUGCACAAGUUUAAUCUGUGUAAUGCUAUCUUUUAGGAUUCAUGUUUAA